Messenger RNA from Diversispora eburnea, 2448 nucleotides. The record is from the annotation of a GenBank genome assembly. NCBI's taxonomy places the organism in Eukaryota, Fungi, Glomeromycota, Glomeromycetes, Diversisporales, Diversisporaceae.
AUGACUACUGACAUCUCCACUUAUGCUUUUAAUCAUACAAUGAUUCGGGUCAAGGACCCAAAAAUAUCUCUUAAAUUUUAUGAAGAAAUUUUAGGAAUGAAAAAAAUCAAUGAACUAGACUUUCCUGAGGGUAAAUUUACACUUUAUUUUCUUGCCUAUGUACGUAAAGAUGAAACGUUGCCUAAAUCUGACGCAGAGAAAAAUGCUUAUGCUUUUAGUAGAGAAGGUGUAUUAGAAUUAACUCAUAAUUAUGGAACUGAAUCUGAUCCAGAAUUUCAUUAUCAUGAUGGUAAUAAAGAACCACGAGGAUUUGGUCAUAUCGCGAUUCGUGUGGAUAACAUUGAAGCAGCGUGUAAACGUGAUAAAAUGAAUGAUCUAAUUCCAGUAGUCAAUAAACUUCAGGACGUAUUUAAUUCUAUUGGGAGUGACACUAUAGAUCUACCUCAAAUAAUUGUUGUUGGAUCGCAGUCUUCCGGAAAGUCUUCUGUUCUCGAAAAUAUUGUUCAACGUGAUUUCUUACCUCGUGGUAAUGGAAUUGUUACACGUCGACCACUCGUCCUUCAACUUGUCAAUAUUACUGACUUUGACGAUGAAAACAGCGAAGAAUAUGGAGAAUUCUUACAUUCUCCGAAUAAAAAAUCACCGAUUCAUUUGAAAAUACGUUCAUCAAAAGUUCUUAAUUUAACUUUAGUCGACUUACCAGGACUGACAAAGAUCCCAGUUGGCGAUCAACCGACAGAUAUAGAAAAGCAAACUCGAAAUUUGAUUCUUGAUUAUAUAAAUAAACCUAACAGUUUAAUAUUGGCAGUUAGUCCUGCAAAUGUGGAUUUGGUAAAUUCGGAAAGUUUGAAAUUGGCAAAACAAGUAGAUCCGGAAGGAAAAAGAACCAUUGGAGUGUUAACUAAAUUGGAUCUCAUGGAUGCUGGUACUAAUGCAUUAGAGGUCCUCACUGGUCGAGUUUUACCUUUAAAAUUAGGGUUUAUUGGAGUUGUAAACCGUAGUCAACAAGAUAUUACCAGCAGUAAACCUAUGGAUGAAGCAUUAAAGUCCGAAUUAGACUUCUUUAAAAAUCAUCCUGCAUAUAAAAAUAUCGCUUCAAGAUGUGGAACUCCUUUUUUGGCAAAAACACUUAAUAAUAUUCUUAUGAAUCAUAUAAGAGAAAGAUUGCCUGAAAUGAAAGCUAGGAUUAAUUCUCUUAUAACUCAAACACACCAAGAACUUUUAUCAUACGGUGAUCCGACACUUGAAGAAAAGGCUGAUAGAGGCAUAGUGAUAUUGAAAAUUUUAACUAAAUUUUCAGCUGAUUAUAUUUCAUCAAUUGAUGGUACCAUUUUAGAUGUAUCAACAAAAGAAUUGUGUGGAGGUGCACGAAUAUAUUAUACUUUCAAUAAUGUAUAUGGUGCUGCAUUAGAAUCUAUUAGUCCAUGCAGUGAUCUUACCAUACAAGAUAUUCGAACAGCUAUUCGUAAUUCAACUGGUCCCAAACCAUCUUUAUUUGUUCCAGAAAUUGCCUUUGAACUUUUGGUAAAACCUCAGGUUCGAUUACUCGAACCUCCAAGUCAGAGGUGCGUGGAACGUGUAUAUGAAGAGUUGAUUAAAAUAUGUCAUAAUUGUGGAAGUCUGGAACUCAGUCGUUACCCACGUUUGCAUGCAAAAAUAAUAGAAAUUGUUUCAGAUCUACUUCGUGAACGUCUCGUUCCAACCUCUGAAUACGUAAAAAGUUUAAUUAGCAUUGAAAGUGCAUAUAUAAAUACAAAUCACCCUGAUUUUAUCGGCGGAGGUGCAGCUAUAUCGGAAAUUAUAAGAAGAAAUGAAAAGAAAAGAAGAGAAUUUGAGAAACUUAACAGAAGAGUAAAUGAUCAUCGAAUUUUUCCACUCCAAUCAAAUCCAGCAAAAGAUGACGGUCAAGAUACUGCUUCAUUACCCGAUAUCCAUAAAGAUUCUAGUGGUAGCAGUUCCGGAUCCAGAGAUUUUACUUUUCAGAACGGUAACACUUCACGUGAUUCCUUUUUGACAUAUUUCUUUGGAAGUGGUAAUAAAAACGACAGGACAGUUCUACCGGAUCAAUCAACCCACGUAAGGAGUGGAACAUACUCCAAGUCAGAAAUAGACAUCGCAGAACUGGAGAAAAAAUUGGACAAUGUAUACAAUAGCAGUUUAACUGAACGAGAAGAGAUGGAGACUCAAUUAAUAAAAUCUUUAAUCACUUCAUACUUUAACAUUGUACGCAAAACGAUUCAAGACCUUGUACCGAAGACUGUCAUGCAUCUUCUGGUUAAUCAUUCUAAAGAUAAUGUUCAGAUUCGUUUAGUAGAAGGUUUAUACAAAGAAGAACUUUUCUCGGAAUUAUUACAAGAGGAUGAAAAUUUGACGAGCGAAAGACAAAAAUGUAAAACAAUGCUCGAAGUUUAUAGGAAGGCCUCCGAAAUUAUGAAUGAAGCCAUGUGA